Bemisia tabaci is the source of this 9480-nucleotide messenger RNA. RefSeq lists its product as uncharacterized. The record is from RefSeq and is a predicted model, not a curated record. NCBI's taxonomy places the organism in Eukaryota, Metazoa, Arthropoda, Insecta, Hemiptera, Aleyrodidae.
ACUCUGUAUUGGAAAUGGAGUAAAAUGGACAUUACGGCUUGAUCCUGAAAUAAAUGUCCGAUGUUGGUCUACGAAUUCUGUGUUUAGAAUAAUUGCGCCCUGCGUUUUUAAGUGAAUUUAACGUUAAGUAUGUUUGUUGUGGGAGAGUUCACAGAGUAAUUCACGCGUUUAUGCUACCAAUUCUGUUUACAAUAUUGUAAUAGACUGGCUUAUCAGCGCUUCGUAUUUUGCGGUCGUUCGGUUGCUACAGGCCAGCUAUUCGGCCUGUGAUGCUGUUUUAGUGGAAUUAUUGCUGUCACAGAUAUCCUUGGAAGUAUGAAAUUCUCUCUGAUGAUGGCGUAGCCUUUUCCAACAUGUGUGAUCAGUCGGAAAUAACUUACGCACCCAGCGAAAUAGUGUGGGUAAAACUGGGACCUGUCUGGUGGCCAGGAGAGGUACAAGACUACAAUUCUUUACCGGAGGAAAUUACUAGCAACCUAAGAAAACAGCCUAUAGCUGUUGUAAAAUUCUUCCAAGAAGACAGCUAUGAGUAUAUAAAGAAUCUGAACCAUAUUUAUAGGUACAAUUGCCUCAAGAAGAAUGAAUUCAUUCAGAAGGGACUUGAUCUGUGCCGUACCAAGUCGCGAGAUGCACCUUCCAACAUGAAGAUGUUUCCAGAGGACAUCGUGACUGCAGAAAAACGCACUGGAGGUAACCCCAACAUCUUACAAAGUGAAGAGUUUGCUCCGAGUGCAAAGAAAAGCUACCAGGAGUUGUUCGCAACGCCUAAGAAGCCAAAAGAUGGAAAAGAAGGAAGUGGAUCCGGAAGGAGAGGGCGGCCAUCAGAAGGGAAAGCAAAUUAUAAGGCAUCGCCCAUGACCCCUGUCCAAUCCCCAUCCGUCCGCUCAAUCACUCACCCUCGCUUUAUCGGGCGUUCUACCACUCCCAACCAUGAAAGCCGUGUACGGCAACAGCCACCUCCUGACUCCGAUGAUGCUCCUCCUCGAAACGUUUACAAGUGUCACUCCUGUGAUUUUACAACCAUCAGACUUAAUGUCAUUGUUUUACAUAACAAAUCACACACAGGCUCCAAUGCUGAUUUUAGCCCCAAGGAUAAAGAUAUUCUCACGAAAAAAUUCACUCCCAAAUUGAGAGUAAACUCCACCCCAAAGAUGAAAGCUGUUGGAGAAGCCAUGAAAAGGAAAAGCGUCAACGAGAGUCCAAGCACACCAAAAAGAGCUCACCUAAGUCCUGUGACCACCAAAAAAGAAAAUGAAAAACAAUCACCAAGUAGUUCUUCUGAACCUAAAGCGACACCUGAAGUUACAUCUGAAGCUAAGUCUGUGCCAAAGAAAAGAGGUGCAAAACCAACGAAAAUGGAGAAAGUCACCAAAGUGAUGAAGGAAAAUGAAACCAUUCGGAAUGAUCUAUUGAAAGACUGGGAUGAAGAGGAUGAAACAGCGGAAGAAGAAGAGAAAUCAAAGCAACAUGAGGACAAAAGUUGUGUAGAAACUGAAGAAAGUACAUCCGUGGACUCUGAAAUUCAAAACAAAGAUCAAGAAGUAGACGAAAAAUUGGAAGAGAAAGCCCCUGAAAAGUCAUGCUUUGAUUUUGACGAAUCCGAAGAUAUUGUGAGCCACAAAAAACCAAUAGCCUUCUCCAGGAAGACUUCAGCCGUAGGCUCAGAUGGGGUGGGGUCCAUCUCCGAGAAGAAACCUGAUGAAGAAGUGGACAAAUUCAGUAUGGAAGUUGACAACCUUCUGAAAGAAACUGCCUUACCAGAAUUACCAGAGUUAAAACUACCCUCAAAACUUUCUCUCAAGAUGGAUCAAAAUCCUGAGCCGAGCAGAGAGGAUCCUGAAGUUACCAGUGCAAUAGUGUUUGAUUCUAGCUGUGAAAUUGAUAAAGCAGCCUCAGAGGAAAGUGAAAAAUCCACAACUGAGGCUGGGCAGCAGAACGGUGUGAGCAGUUCUUUACACGAUGAGCCGAAGCAAAUGAAAAAUGAAAAAAAAGCCAAGUCUCCGCUGCGGAGAAAAUCUCUCGUUAUUGACUAUGAUCCAAACCCUUGUGAAGAACAGUUAAAUGAGUCAAAAUCAGAAUCAUCAGUGCAAGAUGCAGAUAGCAGAGACAAGGCAGAGGUCUCCCCAAAUGCACCAGAACCUACUGUAGAGUCUCACUCAGAGCCAAUGAAACUGGAAAUAUCUGAAUCAAAAGCAGUCCCGGUCUUGUCAGUUCAGUCCAUGGAUGCGACUACAUCUUUUGAAACUGUAGAAAAUGUUGCAAAAGAACAAUCUGUUUCCACUCCUGUAAAACCAGAAUCACAGUCCUUAAAAGCUGAUCAAGCAGAUGCAGUAAGUUCCAGCUCAGAUCAUGUCACCGCAGAGCUUGUCCCUAAAAUAAAAAAAGAAGUGUCGUCUCCAGAAAUUUCUAGUCAUGAUGUGAAGGUUAGCUCAGAAGUAGUGAGGGGUUCUGGAAGACGAGGUCGACCUCCUUCAUCACGUUCAGUUGUAGCAAAACGUGUCGCACCACCCACUGCAACACUAAGCCAUCGCCGUAGAUCAGCAUCCAAAAAAGUUGACGAUCCAGCCCCAGUAGUCGUGACUGAUCAGGAAAUUUUUAUCAACUCUGUGGGCAAUAUCGGUAAAGAGUUUGUUAUUGAAGAUCCGAGCCCUGUCGAAUCAUCAUCCAUAUCUGCUGCAGGUAUUUCAGCUUCUGAUACAUCCCAAAAUUCAGUGAUAGUUGUCUCUGAGCCGAGUGUAGGAGAAACUAUUGUUAUUGGAGAUGAUAAACUGUUGAACCCAAUUCAACAAGAAAAUACCUAUUCAGACCAGAAUGUUUGUAAUUUAGAUUUUGAUAUCAGUUCAAUGCCUAUUGUCAUUGAUAAUAAUGAGUAUGCACCCAGUUCCUCUGGUUACGAAAAAGUGGAAACAGUGCACACGCUAAUGAGUCCUGCUGCCAUCGAAAUUGCAGCAAGUAUAGCUCCCGGGACUGUAGGAAGUGGAGCUCCCGUAGUUGUAGGAAGUGGAGCUCCUGUAGUUGUAGGAAGUGGAGCUCCUAUCAAAGUUGAGCCAAAAGAAAGUACAGUGAAAAGUUCUCCAAGUUUCUUGGAAAAAGCUUUAAUCAGCAAAGAGCCUAACUUGCUUACUCUGAAACCUGGAGUUUCGUCUGGUUCCAAGAAAACCACUGUCACCAAAGAAAAAGGAAGUGCAUCGAAACUGGUAAUGCCAGUGCAAACUUCCAGUGGAGUUGCAAAAAUGCGAACAGUCAAGUUAGCCACAGGAUCAAAACUUUUCACUCCCAACUCUAAAUCACCAAACCAGUUCCUCCUUCUAAAGACGUCAAGUGGACAGCAACUUCUGAAAUCAUCUCAGCUUGUUCAACAGCCAGACGGUAAGAUGAUAAUUUUAACUCAAAAUCCUUCUUCUCGGUCGGGGUUGGUUGUCAAGAGUAUUUCCAAAGGAGAACAACUGGCUGGAGGUAAAUUCACCACUUCAAGAAUAAUAACUACCAAAAGUGUUGGAGGGAUUAGAGAUGAAAGCUCUUCCAGUGGUAAGCAAACACCAAAUAUUUUAAGUAAGGUCAGCGGAGAAGGCUCCAAAAGCAAACUAAUGACUAAAAUGUCAACAGAAGCUCUAGUUGGAGUAAAACAAAAAAUUUCCGGCCAAGUUCCUGGUGUGACUGUCAGUUCCAGUAGUGCAUCACCAGCUCAUGCAUCAGUAGCUGGUAAAGUGAUACUUCCUGGUAAACAAGGUAUAUCCAAAGUAUUUCUCUCCAAAGCUGGUGCAGGUCCUGGCACAAAGUUUGUUAUGCAGAGUUCUCCCACCAAGAUCAAUUUACCACCUGCGCUGAGGCAGAAACUGAUUGUUUCAAGUGGAGGCACUGGAAAUAUUUUAGUUUCACCAGGAGUGGCGAAUCCUUCUUCAACCAGCUCUGCCCCAGUUUCAGUCAGUAAGGUUGUUGUGUCUCAAUUGGGCUCAUCAGGUUUACCAACUGUUGCAAAAGUUUUGAAAGUUCAGAAACAGGGCCCAAAUAUUUUGCAAAAACCCAUUCGAAAAUCAACUAAAACCUUGGUGCCUGCAGUAGGAGCUGCGCCAAGUAAAGUUGUUGCAUCCGUCAUGCCAAGCUUACUACCUAAACCGCUAGCUGCAACAUCUGAGCCCAUCUCCAUGCCUUCAUCGUCUGUGGAAGCUGUGGCCGACACUUCAAGCACUGUCACGCCAAAUGUUGUUUAUGUAGCCAUGGAUAACAACACUUACCAGGCUGUUGACAGUUCAUCACUGCUCACUUACGAUGCAUCUCAACAGCAAGGACAAACCUUGUAUAUCAAUCCUGGGACAACACCUCUUGAAAAUAUUCUGUUGACCAUCGAUGAGAAAGGUAAUGUUAACUUGGCUCCCCAGACUCCGCAAUUCACAACUGAAGUAACUCCAACACAAGAUAUCCUAGCAAAAGCCUUGGCAGACACCCAGGUCCUUCAAACUGAAGCCUCAAUUGCUGAUGCUGCAGGUAGAGUUGCCUACAUCGAACCUUUACCAUACCCUGCGCCUCCUCUUGCCAGCAACGUACAAGAGACUUCACUAACGCUUAAUCAACCAAUAAUGACCCCACUUGAACAGCCUUCAUCAGCAACACCAAUUGCCACUAACUUUAUGCUAACAGAUCAGUCUGAUCCGACGAAAUCAUCCUCACAAGAUAUGUUCAUUACACAGCUUCCUGGUGUGUCCUCCAACAUGGCGUUUCAACUUGUUGAUGAUACUCUGAUUGCAGCAUCCGUCGCAAAUCAGGUCACAUCCUCUAACUCAGUGGAAACAAAUAUUGACGAAGACUUGCUGAAAAUCAACAAGCCUUUGAAAACCAAGUACACCAAGAUUGAAAAUACUUGCACUGAAUCAAAUAGUUUUCUUGGAGAUAAAACUGAACUGGAUUCCGCAAAAUUCAUCAUCUCUGAAACGCCUGUUUCUACCACUACUUCUCUGUCUGGCUUUGAAGGACAUACUCAUCUAUCUAAAGAGUUACCAGACACACUAAAUGUUAGUGACGUGCAAAGCGAACUCAUUAUCACGAGUGAUUCAUCAGUCUUUAACAGUGAUCAGUGUGACAGUUCGAAGGAGGAAGUGCAGGAAAGUAACUGUACUGUAGAGGCAGAAAUUUCAAAUGGACUGAGUUCAGACUGUGGAGUCCAUGAUUCAGUACCGAUAGUAACCAAAGACGUGACUUUUUCUUGUCAAGAAUCUGUUAAGACUACUAAUGAAUUAUUGGAGUCUCAAGCAACAACCCACCAUGUAACUGAGCCGUAAUGCAUCUCCCAUCUCAGAUUAUUCAGUUGAUUUUUUUCUCAUUUUAUUACUUUACUUUCACAGUUGAGCUGUGACAUUCGUUUUACUUCCCUCGGUGUUUAGUAUUACAAAAUCUGCUAUUCCCUGUUCGUUUAAGAUUGAAAUGAACAUAAAAUAAGGGAUUUUGAACAAGGGAGGUUGAAAGAACACUUUCAUGAUUCUAAUAGAGAUCAUGCUGUCUCCUUUGCUCUAAAACCUGUCAGAAAUAUUCUACUUUAAAAGACUAUUUUAUAUUAAUGUUCCUCUCAAGGACUAAUUCUUGGUGUAUUUUUCUUUUUAUUUUGUUGGUUUUUGUGUAACUUUCAGCACUGUUUUAUUUCAGAUGAUUAUUAUGAACACUGCAAGGGAAUUUUGAGAUCUGUUUUUGACCAAGAUUUUAGAAAGGAAAUUAGAUUGAUUAUUCCAUCAAUUUUUUUUUCUUUUUGUGGUAGUGUUAAACUUGUGGAGGGCUACAUAGAACUGUAUUUAGCAAGGUCAUUCAACUUAAUUUUUUCUUUUGGAUUGUAUUUCUUGUAUAACUGACAUCACUUUUUUCUUGGUCUUAUUCUAAGGCAAUAAGUUCAACCUAGCUAUCUUCAAAAAUAUGUCUCCAGUUGAAGGAGUUAAAUUUUUUCUCAAAAAAAGGGCAAGAUUCUUGAUAUCUAGUCCUCCCAAGGAUGUAACUGGAUUCAUGUUGUGAGCAUAAACUGCUCAGCUGGUUUAAUUGAAAACUAAACCCCCUGAAAUUUGCUAGUCGAUUUACCAGUCAAGUUAGAGAAGUACCACUUUGUUUAUUUCUCACUCAAAAAGUGAGAUGUUAAGCAGGGGCGGGUGUUCGUUAUUGCGAAAGUAACAUUUCAACUUUGAGAUUAAUGUCUAUUCAAGUGCCUAACACAAACUUUUUGUACAUCCCUUUGAAAAAUGUUUGUUGCAAUGGGUUGAAGUAAUAGAAACUAGAGGUUAGAACCGCAUUACUGUUUCAAGUAUAGGUAAUCUCUUUCUAUUACACAAAAAUUAUGAGGCCAGUAGCUUAUCAGCAGUAGCUGACAGGUCACUGCUGAUUUCAUGGUUUUUCAAUGAACGACUAGACGAGUUACGAAUUUAAGCAUUGUGAUGUAUGCUUCCUCUUAUGAAUUUCAUGUAGAACACAAUUUGCACAACAGAAAUAAUUGAUAAUAAAUCCUAACCAGGGUGAAAACGUCUUUUAUCCUGCAAUUAUUGGCUUUUUAUUCAUUCAUUUAAACGAGAGUUUACUUGAAUCAAAUCGCACACUUUAGGGUUUGGCAGGCUUCUCAGUCAAGCAAUGUUCCCUCCCCACCCUGUGUUAUUCAAAGUGUAAACAACAAGCAGUGGCUGAGCCGAAGUACCAAAAGUUAGGCUGUUAUAUUUUCAUACUGCAGAGACUGUCACAGUACAUAAUGUUUAGCAAGGAAUUGAACCUAAUCAGUUAUUUAUUUUUUUCUUUUUUUGUAAGGGAAACUCGAAUUAAUGCAUUAUAAAACUUUAAUAUCUUGGUUAGGAAUUACUUUCAGUAAUAUUUGUUGUACAAAUUAAGCUCUACAUGAAAUUUUGACAAAAAAACAUGUAGCAAAAUGCUUAAAUUUGCACCUUGUCUAGUGGUUCAUUAUAACGAAAAGAAACAUUCUUCAUUAAAAAUAGAUAAAUAAGUCACAUGUUUUCAAUAAAAAAUUAAUUUUAUUAAGUAUAGAAUACCCUUUGGUUAUAAGCCAUAAAUCUAGGAAUUUUCAAUAUCCAUUAUCACCCAAAAGUUCUACCAGAAUACUUUAUUGUGGCCUUGGAAACAUUGUUUUCUACUUAUGAUUAUGGUAGAUGUGGCCAAAGCCAGGAUUGAAAGAGAGGGUACAUUUUUUUCUAAGGAGAUUGAUCCUCCCCACCUAAAAUGAAAAAAUGGGAUUUUUUUUCAUCAUGAUUUAUGUGAAAUAAGUCCAACGUUUUGCCAAAAACUUUUGUGACUUACCUAGUAGUUUUUGCAAAAUUUUUCCCUAGAAGAGAGGAGCAGAAAAAUGCCUCAAGAAUUUUAAAUUGCCCCUUUUACUUUAAGUACGUUGGUUUAAAUAUCAUUUGUAAAUAUGUAAGUGUAAAUAUUUCUGCCUCAAAAAACUAGACAAAUUACAGCCAUGUAAGCUAGAAAAUUUUCUUCAAAAAAAUAAGACUUAAGAAUUGGUCAUCCAUUUUUUUCGUAUAGUAAACUUACUCCAUUUUUGUAUUUUAUUCCUUACGUUGACUGCAAUGAUGAUGAAAUAAAGGUGAAUCUUCAGUAGCUUAUAGGAAGAAAUUCCCCAGGCAGGCAAUUGGCAGGAGAUGCCAAUCCUGCGUUUUGAUAUUUUGCAAUACAUCAAUAGAGUCUGAACAGCACAAUACGAGUCCAUGAGCUAAUAUGAAAAUUGGAGGAGGUCUUGUCAAAGCGGAGAGUUAUACUUUGUAGCUAGAACUACCUUUUUUCUUGGCACCCAACAGAUGAGCAAUAUAUUCUUUAAAGCUCAGAAAUUUGAUUACGGAAUUAAGAAGGUAAUCAAUUUCUUGCCUUUAUUUUUGAACUUUCCAAGCUCCAUACAUUUUGGAGGUAUGCUGAUAGGAUGUAUGGCUCUCAAAAUUUAUUGUAUUUGUCAUGAUGUUGAAAUAAUUGCUGAUUUUGGAGUCAGAUUUUAGCAGCGCAAUGCGGAAGUUUUUUUAAACCACUGCUGAAGAUUCACCUCAAGGACAAGGAGAAAACCCUUUGAAUAAUCCAGCAACUUUGAAGCAAGGUGUUUUUAGAAGAUGGAUGGAAGUCUUUUCACCCUGUGUCAUGUCACUUGUUUCUCUUUCAUGCAGUUUUGUCUUGAGAGAGUAUCUUUUAAGUGUAUUUAGCAUUCCUAACUCACGAUUCAACUUGGAAAACAGCGAACUCAUGACCAAAUUAAGAGGUGAUUUUUUUAACUUGAUUGCUACGUUUUGCCUCUUACUUUUAACAAUGUGACUGUAUUCUUUUUGGAGAGCAUUUGAUUGCCUAUUUAACAUUAGACCAUCAUUGCUGGGCAAAAUGGCUGAUCCAAAUGUCACAUGAAUCAAAUCGAAUUGUGGAGGUGGUGACAGGUGAUAGGGUCGUCGACUUCAACAGGAUAAAGCUUCCUGUGCCUCUCUUGUGACUAUCUUUGUAGGAUAUGUAAGAUUUGAUGUCGACACAUCAAUGUUUAAAUCUUUCAAAACAAACAGUUUGGACAGAGCUUGUUAGAAAGAUUGUAAGCAUGGAAAUUAUUAUGAGAUUCUAAUAUAUCAGUUUAGGGUGAUCAAAAGCAGUGAUGCCACUUCGAAGUAAGCCAAAAAAUUUGGAGUUCUCCUGACCUUUGUGUGUAUCAUCCUACAAUUUUGGAGUGAGGCUAAAUGUACUAUUAAUCAACCCUUUUUGUGAAACUCGCAUGAUGGAGGUGACCAUUCUUUUGUAAUUUUUGUAUAAAUUCCAACACAUUUUGAUUUUCUGUAAAGUGUCUCAAAAUGUUUAUUUUUACUACCUUCUUUAUUACUCUCUAUUAUUGAAGUAAUUCUAAGUGGUUAAGCCUGCAGUAGAGUGUCAGUUUGAUUCUUCUGCAAUAUAAUUGUGUGAGGUAUCCCAGUUUUCUCGGAACUUUUUCAUUGUCAUGCUUGCCUCGGUUGUUUCUUUAUAUUUGCACCCCUAUCAGGAUUUAUUUUUCUUUUAAUAAGUUUGCUUGUAUCUACCUUUGAUAAGGAAGCUGAUUGAGAAAUCCAUGUCUCAAAAAAUUGGACUGAGUUUAUCAGAAAUGCGCCGAAGCGCAUUUUGGUAAAACAAAAAAAUGAUUCUGGAGUAGUGCGGAAUGCGAGUACUUGCACAUGGUCAUCUAUUAACAACUCCAAGUCGAGAAAAAAUAUUCUCAAAGUGAAAACAGUCAUCUGACUGUUUUCUUUUUGUUUCUGAACAUUGAAUUGAUGGAGGAACAAAUCUUCUAACCUCUUUUUUCUCGGUCGAUAUAAUGUGACGUCGUGUGUUUCUGUCAAUCUCAGUUCAACUGUAGGAAAGAGAUCUGAAAUUUUUUUCAGAAGAAAUAAUUUUAUACGAAUCAAUACUGAGGAUAGACCUGAUUUAUUGAGACAAUUUUCAAUGGUUCUAGGAUCGUUUAUUUUUGUAUCUCACAUUUGUUAAUUAAUUUGUAAUUAUAACAUGUCCUCGUUA